Molecule: messenger RNA, 1242 nt
Organism: Didymodactylos carnosus
Lineage: Eukaryota; Metazoa; Rotifera; Eurotatoria; Philodinida; Philodinidae
Source: the annotation of a GenBank genome assembly
AUGCUUAAUACAAAUACUAAUAAUAAUUCAAUGGAUUACUAUGUAUGUGGUAAAAAUGAAGAUCAUCCAAAAUAUCGUCUAUUGAAAUAUAAUAAAUCGACAAAAUUAUCAAAACAGGAAAAAAAGAUAAUAAUUGAUUAUCGAAAUAAAUAUGGUACACCACCGAUAGUUUACUGUGAAAUAAGUGAUAUGAAUAAACAAUUAACUGAUAUUACAAUAAACAAUGACAAUAUAAUAGAGAAAGAAAUUAUCCUUGAAAAUGAUCUAUUUGCCAUUGGUCAACAAAAGUCUUAUCUACCUAUUGCCAUCAACAACAAUAAUAAUGAAAAUGAGAAGCAUGUAAAAGGUGUAGAUAUUGUUAUUGUAACAUCAAAAGAUGGAAGACUUAAAUAUCGAACAAAAUUUUGGAGACCGAAUGAAUAUUAUCUAGCAGAUCGAAUAUAUCGAAAUCUUAAGAAAGACUUUUACAAUUUUAAAAUUGAUACAAACGAAUUAUUUCUUCUACUAUUUCCUGUCUUUAUCGAUAUGAGUGGCAGUGGUGGAGAAGAUCAACAACGAAAACCAAAAUGUGGGAAUAAUCAUCGAUCAAAGAAAUUAUUAUCAACUUAUGAAGAUGAAAAUCAUGCUAUAUUACCAUCAACAACACCGUUAACAAGACAUGAUUUAUUUCAAUUAGAAGAAAAAUUUCAUUUUCUAUUAAAAAAUGAACAAGCAUUAGAAAUUGGUUUAUGUUCAAAGAGACGUCGUAUCUACGAGGAUUUAUUUGAUGAAUUAAUUCGAAUAACAACAUUGGAAUGUACAGAAAGGGGACUAUUAUUAGCACGAAUUAAAAAUGAAUAUAAACAAUUAAUGAAUGAAUAUGAAACGGUAUAUAAAAGUGGAAUGGCCUAUGCAAUGAGAUGUUAUUUGCAUAAAAUGCAAACAAAACAAGAUUUAGAACAAAAAAUAGACAAGUUAGAAAAUGAUAUUAAACAACUGAAAUACGAAAAUGAUUUUGAAAUUGAACGAGAACCAACGCCAUAUGAAGAAACGUAUGAGUCAAGAACGCUAAGAGAAAAUUUGAUUAUAAUGAGAACAACCAAUGCUAAUCUUAGACGAGAUCUAGAGGCUACACUGACAACAUUAGUAUCAACAUCGAUUAAUGGCGAUGAUACUACUACUGGUGUUACAGAGACAGUUCUACCUCAACAUACAUCAGAAACGAAGGAUGAAAAGGUUCCAGUCCCGAAUUUGAACAAAUGA